AUGGCCAUCACCAAGGUUCAUGCACGAUCAGUCUACGACUCGCGAGGCAACCCCACUGUUGAGGUUGACGUCGUUACCGAGACAGGGCUCCAUCGCGCCAUUGUUCCAUCCGGAGCUUCUACCGGCCAGCACGAAGCUUGUGAGCUACGCGAUGGUGACAAGUCCAAAUGGGGCGGCAAAGGCGUUGGCAAGGCCGUCGACAACGUUAAUGCCAUCAUUGGCCCUGCCCUAAUCAAAGAGGCCAUCGAUGUGAAGGAUCAAUCCAAGAUCGAUGCUUUCUUGAACGGACUCGACGGCACUCCCAACAAGACCAAGCUUGGCGCGAACGCCAUCCUCGGUGUCAGCUUAGCUGUUGCCAAGGCCGGCGCCGCUGAAAAGGGUGUCCCUCUGUAUGCUCACAUUUCGGACCUCGCCGGAACAAAAAAGCCUUAUGUCCUGCCCGUUCCUUUCAUGAACGUCCUCAACGGCGGUUCUCACGCCGGUGGCCGUCUUGCCUUCCAGGAGUUCAUGAUUGUCCCUUCUGCUGCCCCUUCUUUCUCGGAAGCCAUGCGGCAGGGUGCUGAGGUUUACCAACAGCUCAAGAGCCUGGCGAAGAAGAAAUAUGGCCAGUCUGCCGGCAACGUUGGUGAUGAGGGUGGUGUUGCUCCUGACAUUCAGACUGCCGCAGAAGCCCUUGACCUUAUCACAGACGCCAUUGACAAGGCCGGCUACACAGGCAAAAUGAAUAUUGCAAUGGAUGUUGCAUCGAGCGAGUUCUACAAGGAGGCAGAGAAGAAGUACGACCUUGAUUUCAAGAAUCCCGAGAGCGAUCCAGCCAAGUGGAUCACAUAUGAGGAACUUGCCGCCAUGUACUCUGACCUGGCGAAGAAGUACCCCAUUGUUUCCAUCGAAGAUCCCUUUGCUGAGGAUGACUGGGAGGCCUGGAGCUACUUCUACAAGUCCCAGGAUAUCCAGAUUGUCGGUGAUGAUCUAACUGUCACCAACCCAGUGCGUAUCAAGAAGGCGGUCGAGCUGAAAGCUUGCAACGCGCUUCUGCUCAAGGUCAACCAGAUCGGUACUCUAACAGAGUCGAUCCAGGCUGCCAAGGAUUCAUAUGCCGACGGGUGGGGUGUCAUGGUUUCUCACCGAUCUGGUGAAACCGAGGAUGUCACUAUCGCCGAUCUUGUCGUCGGAAUCCGAUCCGGCGAGAUCAAGACUGGUGCUCCCUGCCGGUCCGAGCGUCUAGCCAAGCUCAAUCAGAUUCUCCGCAUCGAAGAAGAGCUUGGUGACCAGGCCAUCUAUGCUGGCGAGAACUUCCGCAAGGCUGUCAACUUGUGA
This is a messenger RNA of Drechmeria coniospora, 1317 nucleotides long. Its product is annotated as Enolase. Gene Ontology annotation, biological process: glycolytic process. NCBI's taxonomy places the organism in Eukaryota, Fungi, Ascomycota, Sordariomycetes, Hypocreales, Ophiocordycipitaceae. The record is from RefSeq and is a predicted model, not a curated record. Gene Ontology annotation, molecular function: phosphopyruvate hydratase activity; magnesium ion binding. Gene Ontology annotation, cellular component: phosphopyruvate hydratase complex. The transcript is spliced from 5 exons. The coding region runs from base 1 to 1317 and encodes 438 amino acids.